Messenger RNA from Peromyscus californicus insignis, 9377 nucleotides. It is a transcript of the gene Siah1, whose product is annotated as siah E3 ubiquitin protein ligase 1. Bases 1833 to 2882 code for a protein of 349 amino acids. Lineage: Eukaryota; Metazoa; Chordata; Mammalia; Rodentia; Cricetidae. Gene Ontology annotation, molecular function: ubiquitin protein ligase activity; ubiquitin conjugating enzyme binding; zinc ion binding. Gene Ontology annotation, biological process: proteasome-mediated ubiquitin-dependent protein catabolic process; multicellular organism development. The record is from RefSeq and is a predicted model, not a curated record. The transcript has 2 exons. Gene Ontology annotation, cellular component: cytoplasm.
AGAAGGUGGGGAGUAACCAAAAUGACUGGAUUAUAUAGGGAAGUGCAGCUCAGCCCCUGGGCUGGAGAAAUUUAGAGAAGGGGAUGGAGUAUACCAGCCAUACCCUGUAACAGGUAGGGAUUGUGGGAUACAGGGAGAACCUGGCAGCCAGGUGCCACUAAGUAGGCACCUCAGCCAUCCAAUUGUUCUGGGUUUGUUCUCACACCAUUGAUCUAUACCCUCAUCAUUAUAGCUUUAUAGUAAACAUGUAAUUUCUUAGAAGAAUUUUAGGGAAUUAAGAAGAGGUGAAUAGUCUUUGCAUUCUUUCGUUUUUUCCUCUAAAUAAAGAAUGCAGGGCUUGGAGAGAUGGCUCAACAGAUAAGAACACUUGCUGCUCUUGCAGUGGAUUGUUUUCCAGCACCCACAUGGUGGUUCACAACGCUCCAAACUCCAGUUCUAGGGGAUCCUGUGCCCUCUACUGGCCUCUGCUGGCACCAUGCAUGCAGGUAGUGUACAUAUACACACACGCAGGCAAAACACUGAUACACGUUAACACAUGUGUACGAGCUGCAGACAGAGCUCAGUUGCUGGAGUGCUUGCUUAGUGUUUGCAAAGGCAUGGCACCACGUAAAAGUAGGUGUGGUGCUGAGCGGUCCCAGUACUCACUAGAAAGAAGGUGGUGGAAGAUGGAUGAUCAAAAGUUCAAGGUCAUUUUCAGGCUCUUAAAGUUCAGUGGCAGUCUAGGAUUAAUGAAUGAGUGAGUCCUGACUCGACAAAGAAACCCCCAAAACAACAACAAAAAACCCCAACCAUGGCUAAAUGCCCUGAAACUAUUAAGAGAAAAUUAAAGGCAUUAAUUAAUACUGUUUUCUUCCAUGUAGAUAAUAGCUAUUUAAGCUUUCUGCCAAAAAUGGGCUUGGUGUACAAUUUAGAAAGUGCAGGUUGUAUUUCUGUUCUUAAAGAUGUUUAUUGUAGUCUAGUAUUAAAGUUAGGUGGAAGUAAUUGAAUACAGUAAAGGUGGGCAAGUGAUUGGAGAGUUGAAGUUGCUGAAAGUGGGUAAAACCCAUUGUAUUGGAGGCACUCACUGCCAGUUUUUGGUUGUAUUUGAAGGUUGUCCUAAAGCAUGAUGUAAUGCCAGCGGAAACCUUUGAAGCUUCAGCUGACACCAUCCAGGUCUGAAGUGCAUAGGACUUUAUGGGGCAAGGGUAAUGCUUGUUUAAAAAUAAGGCAAGCUACUCCAGAUUAAUGAGGCCAGUUAAGAAAGCUUUCCCAGAGUGGGAUGAGAAUAUAAUCUCAAUUCGGAGGUAGAAGUAGAGUCUUAUGUGUCCUGAGUGUGUUUACGAUUCUUACUGCACUGGAAGGGGGCGUUUGAAAUAUGCUGGCACACAGUGGCAGAGUUAGAAGUGAGGAAAAUAGUAGCUGAGGCCUGUAAGUAUUGAGUGAGUUGGGGAGAAUGUCUUUCAUUCCAUGCAAACUUGAGAAUUCAUAGGAUGAAGUUGGCUUUAGGAGUGCUUGCCUGGCUGCACAUUUGCCUUAGUCCCUGUAUGUUUCCUACCCUGGAGCCUUAAGAAAGCACUGAGAUCCUGAUUUCUGGAAACAUGUUCUACCAGACUUCAGUGCUGCCAAGUGCACAGGCUUCAUGUUGCGGGUGGCGCCUGCCAGAGCUGCUCAGGUGGUCUGUGGGGCGGGGCUUGGGGCAAAGUCCGCCCCUUCACUAGGCCUGCCAGGUGUUAGAGCCUAAGCAGCAGGACACCAGAGCCGCAUGCUGCCUUCUGCUGACCACCCAGUUUAGAGUUCAUUGGAGGUGUUGUCCCUCCUGGGGACAGGCCACCCUUGAGCUACUUUAAGACUGAAUGGAAGUGAGCAGCCUUCUAUGCUUAGGAGCCAAGGGCCCACGAGGGUCCUCUGGUGCAGGCUGGCUUUGUGGAUUGCAGGAACCUGACGCCUCGCUUCUCAUGACCUGGAAGCUGCCUGCACCCUUUCUGCAUUCCUGGAAGGGAGUCCUGCUCACAUGCUUGCCAACAGUUAGGACCAGGACCAGGAAGAGGAAAGAAAUGAGCCGUCAGACUGCUACAGCAUUACCCACUGGCACCUCAAAGUGUCCGCCAUCCCAGAGGGUACCUGCCCUGACUGGCACAACUGCAUCCAACAAUGACUUGGCGAGUCUUUUUGAGUGUCCUGUGUGCUUUGACUAUGUGUUGCCACCCAUUCUUCAGUGUCAGAGUGGCCAUCUUGUUUGUAGCAACUGUCGCCCCAAACUCACAUGUUGUCCGACCUGCCGGGGCCCAUUGGGAUCCAUUCGCAACUUGGCUAUGGAGAAAGUGGCCAAUUCAGUACUUUUCCCUUGUAAAUAUGCCUCUUCUGGAUGUGAAAUAACUCUGCCGCACACAGAAAAGGCAGAGCAUGAGGAGCUCUGUGAGUUCAGGCCUUACUCCUGCCCCUGCCCUGGUGCUUCCUGUAAGUGGCAAGGCUCCUUGGAUGCUGUCAUGCCCCACCUGAUGCAUCAGCACAAGUCUAUUACAACCCUGCAAGGAGAAGACAUAGUUUUCCUUGCUACAGACAUUAACCUUCCUGGUGCUGUUGACUGGGUGAUGAUGCAGUCUUGUUUUGGCUUUCAUUUCAUGUUAGUCUUGGAGAAACAGGAAAAGUAUGAUGGUCACCAGCAGUUCUUCGCAAUUGUACAGCUGAUAGGAACACGCAAGCAAGCUGAAAAUUUUGCUUAUCGACUUGAGUUAAAUGGUCAUAGGCGGCGAUUGACUUGGGAAGCGACUCCUCGAUCUAUUCAUGAGGGAAUUGCAACAGCCAUUAUGAAUAGUGACUGCCUAGUGUUUGACACCAGCAUUGCACAGCUUUUUGCAGAAAAUGGCAAUUUAGGCAUCAAUGUAACUAUUUCCAUGUGUUGAAACGGCAAUCAAAUAUUUCUGGCCAGUGUUUAAAAUUUGCAUUUGACUUCACAGAGAAUAAGGCACCCAUCUGCUUGCCAACCUAAAACUCUCCUGGUAGGUAGAAGCUAGACACAUGAAGGUAAAUAAAAAGAAAGGCUGUUAAUACAGGAAACAGUUGCAUGUAGUAACACUAAUAUAUUUAAAAAUAAUUCAACAGUAAACCACUGAAAAAAUAUAUAUAUACCCAAGAUGGGCAUCUUUUGUAUUAAGAAAGGAAACAUUGUAAAAUAUUUCUGAACUUUGUGUUUGUUGUAGAUUGAUUGUAUUGUUGACAACAAUUUUUUGGGGGGUGUGUGUCUGUGCACACAUGCGUGCACGUGUGUGGUUGGUUUUCCUUUAACUGACAAGCCAUCUGCGUGGUCAUAGACCACUGCUUUCCCCUUGUGAGUCAAUACAUAGUGCUGCUGUGUUUUUUGUUUUGUUGGUUUUUUUUCUUUUUUUUGUGUGUGUGUAUUUGCUAAUUUUUAUUCUAGUUUUUCAUGAAAUAAAUUUGACUUUCUUUUCUGUAAUUCAGGUUUUUCUCACUUUUGUACCUUUUAAGUUAGUGUCUUUUUGAUAUUCAUAAUUGCUUAUGUCAAAAGUUUGUGUUCAGUACAUACUUUCUUUUCCUUCAGUCAAUUUAUUAGAAAUAUUUUUAAUUCAGCCCUUUUGUGAAAAUAGGAAUUCCAGAAAGGGAAGGUGAUGUGAGAGCAGCUGUCACAGCUGCAGCAGGUGUAGGAUGGUCUUGUCUGUGUGAGUCACACCGUCAGGCUUGCUCUUUGAAAGGUUAGGUUAGGGAGUAAACUCUGAUUUAUAUGACUAUUUAAAAAUCAGGCUUUUCCUCUCUUCAAAUGUCUUGGGCAAAUCACAUGUUUAAAUUGGUUCUUGCAUUUAUUGGUUUUGCAAAAGAGUGCAUCAUCAUACACAGUAUUUGUAAUUAAAGUAAAUCAUUUGUUUUUAAAAAAAGGCAGUUUGCAAAAAAUGUUUUUGGUCUUUUAUAAUUCUCAUUAAAAGAUUAUCUGGCAAAUUAAAAAAAAAUCUUAAUGUGUUUACUUUAGCUCUAGGUUGGUUGGUUUUUUUUCCCCUGGAGCUGAGGACAGAACUGAGGCCUAGCACUUGCUAAGCAAGCACUCUACCACUGGGCGAUAUCCCCAGCCCCUGGCUCUAAUAAAUAGAGCUCUUUGAUAAAGUCCAAAGGUAUUUUCCUGUUCCAGUCUGUAUUUUAGAGCAGAAGAUUGUAUGCCACCGUUUGAAGUGCAUUAGUUUUAUUCUGAAGCACAGAAAAGACUAGGCCCCCCCCACUCCUGUUUUGAUUCCCAAAAGGACAUUCGGAGUAUGGCUAAUUAAUGCUGAUCACAGUUUUCCUUUAUAAAAAGUAAGUUGUUUUAUUAUUUCAUACUUCCGGUGGUAGAGUCUUGACUAUAUAGCCUGAUUGCCAAGUUCCUAUGUACCAGUUUACCUUUACCCAACUUAGCCAGCUAUCUGACCCUGGGCUCAGUUUCCUAAUGUGUUAAUUAUGAUGAGUAUGUGAAGGGUUAAAUGAGGAACUAGUACUUUAACCUGAAACAGUGCUUCAUACAACAUAAGCAGCUAGCCAGUGUGGGGCCCUGGAUUUUGCCUUCAAGUGUCAUGUUCCUAGUUACACUCAGGCACACAGCAGAAAUCUGCCAUUGAUAAUUUUGUGUUUUCCUAGUGGGUACCCCAAGCUUAGAAAGUCAUUGAGGAUUAAUUUGCAUUUCUCCUUUAUCCUAUUUCCAAUUCUGGAUUAUGGAGCUUGGUUCUGUUAGCCAUUUUCAGUACAGGUAAGCCUUCUAGUGAAUUGGUUGUCAUGUGCUUAUAGAGCUAUAUUUGGGGUGAAAGGAAUAGUUUAGCCACAGAUUACAACUAGAUUUUUAUUUGCAUGAAAAUUUAGAAAAGCAGCUUAUGUGUAUGUUGAGACAAGGUCUUGCUAGCCCUGGGAAGGCCCUGAAUCCUACAUCUCACCUCAGUCCCUCAAAUGCUAUGAUGACAGAUAAGAUGGCUGAAAAGCAACUGAGUAUAUGUCUGGGGGAAUGCCAUUUUUGGUUUCACUGUAUUUUGCCCAGACUUUUAACAUCUCAAACGGCAUAUCCAGUAGAAAUCCAUACUGUCCUCCAUGAAGUGAGCUGACUAACAUUUUUAUUUUACUAGUUAAAUGCAUGUGCAUGUUCUUAUACACAACAUUUUGAGAAUGUUGAUUGGUUAUUUCUGUAACCCUUAACACAUACAUUGAUCACCCUAGACUUCACCAUUUUGAUGGUCUUGGGAAGGCUGGUCAUGGUUCAUGCUUAUAAUCUCAGAGCUUGGAGGCCACGGCAGACUCAAGAGUUUGAGGUCAACCUGCUCUACACAGCAAGGCUUUGUCUCGAAAACAGAAAAAAAACAAAAACAAAACUUAGACCUUUUUUUUUUUUUGGGGGGGGGGUUAUUAUUGGGCUUGAACCUAGGGCCUCUGCUUAACCCACAAGCAAACAUUCCACUGAACUGAAUCCCUAGCAAAAACAUUUUAGAAACUUGACCACUCACUGUAAUCUUAGCUGAUAUUUUGUUGUAUGUCAAUAUUUUUUAUUUUUGCUGCUUACAAAUUAGCCUGUACAUUCUAAUAUCUAUCUAUCUAUCUAUCUAUCUAUCUAUCUAUCUAUCUAUCUAUCUAUCUAUCUAAAUAUGUUUUGGGCAUUAAUAUUUUAAAAGUCUUGACAUUUUUAGCAGUGCUCUCUGGAGAGGCUUCAGUGGGACCCACAGUUGUGAAGGACUUUGUUUACCUUCUGUUUUUGCUAAUUUUAGCAAGUGAAGGCAUAUUUUAUGUAUAUUUAGCAGCAGGUAAGGCUGACACAUUAACAUUUAUUAGCUAUUAAGUCUUUAUAUUCUUGACCCCCACAGGUGAGAAAUGUAGCUACAUUUCUUUUUUCCUUUGUGAUUUGGCAUACAAAAAUGAACUCUUGUCUUUAUAUUGUUUGUUAGAAUGGAUAAUUUCUGUUGUGCCCUUGACCCUCUUAGUAUCUUUCAGAAGUUUUAUGGGUAGGUAUACAUGAUCCUCCUUGAUUUUGUUCUUUUGCUUUUAAUACUCCUGUUUGUGUUGCUCUGGAUCAAACUAGGGCCUCUCAUGCUACACCCCUACCUCUUAAGCUUGAGUUUGUCAUACUGAAUUAAGUCCUGGACCAGUUUAGUGUGUAUCAGUGAUUGGUGGAAGUUUACCUUUGCUUUAAUUUUUUAAACUGUGUGUACGACUUGAAAGCUCACAUUUAUGCCAUGUACACUUAGGUGACUUUAAUUCAGAAAAAGUGACACUCAUUUCUCAUUUUCUGUCCUCAAAUAAUUCCAGAGCUCUUCAAAUUCAGGAACAUCUACAAUGAUGAUAAAUAAAAUGUAGAAUUUUAUUCAGAUUCCUGAAAGGAAAAUCUAGUAAGUAAUCCAAAUUUAAAAAUAAAAAGUGGGCUGGAGAGAGGAGUCAGUGGCUGAGAGCACUAGCUGCUCCUCCGAAGAACCUGGGUUCAGUUCCCAGUGCUCUUGUGGCAGCUUACAACUGUCUGUAACUCCAGUUCCAGGGGAUCUGAUGACUUCUAGCCUCCAUGAGCACCAGACAUGCACAUGGUACUCAGGUAUAUAUACAGGUAAAAUACCUGUACACAUAACAAAUUGAAAAAAACAUUUUUUUUAAGUUACCAAAACAAAAACAAAAUACCCACAACCAACCCAACACUGGAUCAAACUAAAUAUACCUGGGGUCAGUUUGUGACCAUCUCGUUAGUUGGACAGAAAUAAGAUCAGAAUGUAAGAGUGCGUAGAGCUUAUUACUUCCUGGUCCUGCCACUGUAUGCAUUAUCUGAAAAAGGUAAUCCCAAACCAGCACUUGGGAGGCUGUAGGAGGAGGAUCAUAACAUACCACUGCAUAGGAAGUUAAGCAGCAUGCCUGGGCUACACAGACCCUGUCUCAAAAAAAAAAAAGGUAUGGAUAGUGUGCACUGAGCAGUAUUCCAUUGUGGGUGUGUAAAACACAAGAGUUCUCAGUGUCUGACUUGCCCAGGUAAGCUGGUUACAUCAUUUACCAAAAGAAACUCCUAUUUUUCAAGCUGGCAUUACCCAAACAAAAGUGAGCUUUCAUACAAAGCACUAUAGUAUAUCUGAAGUGAAUUAUUAUUGAAAACAAAUUUUUCCUAGAAUUAAAAUCCUUUUGAUACCUCUUUUAUGAAGCCAGGUCUUGAAGUGCAGCUCUGCAGCAUUGGCUAGCUUGGAACUUGCUCCGUAAGACCUUGGAUUCUCAGCAUUUGGCGGGGAUUAAAACCAUGCCCAGCUCAUUUGUUGUUUUUAAUAAAGAAUAAUUUUCACUGUAAGGAGAAGUACUUUAGCGUUGGAUCUUAACCAUCAAAUCAGAGACUGAAUAAGCCUACUUCUCUUGUCUGAAGGAGCUGCUAGGGGUUUCCCAGGGAGGGCCUCAUACCUUUGGGUCUGAGUAAUGUGAUGAACAUAUUAUUUCAUUAAACAAAACUAGUGAAUAAUCCUAGCUGCAUUUUGUAUUUGGAAGAAUUGUCAAAAUUAAUACUUUUGUGUGACUGUCAAGACUCUUACUAAUAGUGUGGUUUACUUCAUGUAAUUUUCAUAGGGGAAGACACUAAGUGCUUUUGUCCUCUGCAGGUGACGACCUGAUUUGCGUUGGUUUUGGUGGGGGAGAUGUGUCUUGACAUGAAGCAUCCUCCAAAAUGGCUGGUGUCAAAGGCUUGACCCCGAUGAUGGUAUUGAAAAGUGGGUCACUGAUAACUACAUCAGUGGAUAUGUUGAUGGCUGAAUAGAUUGUUUGGGGAGGGCUAGUUGGAGGAAGUUAUGUCACUGGGGAAUAUAUUUUGGAAAGAUGCAUCUUGUCUUUAGAUCUUCCUCUCUGGCUCUUCUGCUUCCAGCUGCCAUGAGGUGAACAGCUUUAUUCUGGCAUGCCUUUCCUUCCCACCAUGGUGUUCUCCUUCAACGCAAGCCCACAGCGAUAGGGCGGGCAGCUCAGCUGUGGAUGGCAACCUGAAACCAUAAGCCCAAAGAAGUCUUUUUCUCAGGUUAUUCUGUUACAGCAAUGAAAAGUGACUGUUCCUUCAUCUAGUAUUGGAAAUGAAUGGUAGACAUCACUAACCACCGUGCCCAGAUGGGAAUCGAUGUACUCGGUGACUGCCUCUGACUUGGGAGUUGGUGCUGUAAAUGAGACCCUUGUGUCCCCACUUUUAUGAAGAGGGUAUGUGGUAUGGCCACAAGUUGGUUUGUAUUUUAGAGAUUGAAGCCAUAGCCUCUCCAGUGCUAAGCAAGCAUUCUACUGUAUUAUACCUCUAGUCCAGAAUACAAAUUUUAAUUGCUAUCAGGGAAGAGGAAAGAAAAUAAUGUUUUAGUAUAUACACUGACCUGGUGUUUUUUUAAAGAUUCAUGUAUGUUUUAUAUCAUUUAUAAUCUGGUAUCUUACUUAUAGUCACUGAUUUACCAAUUGCUAUUAAAUAUUUUAGGAACAACUAAAACAGAAGGUAUUUGCCCCUAAAUUUGCAUAUAGAUUAUUAUGUGACUCAGGACCUCAGAGUCUUAUUUUGUAGUACAUAGAAAAAUCCAGAGGAAUGAUAAAUGGGCAGAACCAAUUGAAACUGUCCUAUAAAGCUGAUAACCAAGGUACUUACAGCUUUGUUCGACUUUGAUACCUGAAAACUUAUGUGCAUGUGAGAAUUCCAAAUGGUAUGGCCAAGGUAGAAAAGCUGGAGCUGGGGCUGGAGUUGGGGCUGAGGUGUUGUUUAGUAUUUAGUCCCUAGUACAUGUACACACAUACAUACGCAUGCAGAGCCAGAAAGUUGGACAGACUAUCUCAGUUGUUUGUGGCUAGUAAAGGACAAAAGCAUUUCUCACAGAUCUGGAGGCGGAAGUUGGAGGUCAGGGUUGGUGAGUUGAAUGGUGGGGGCCGAAUGCCCCUACGUGUAAGAUGUCGCCUCAGUGCUAACCUGGUAGAGAAGUAUGCCCAUACAAAGUAACUAGCUAGUUUUCUUGAGCCCUUUCCUAGUGAGAGUGGAACACAUGCAUUUUGGGAAGGCAUUCUGAUCAGAGCACCACCACAAAAGUUCUACUUCUGCGCACACAUCCCAAAAUAAUUAGAAAAGCAGGGAUUUGUACCUUCCUGUUCAUAGCCAACAGUCACAAAACAGUAGAGGAAUGGAUGAACAAAAGGUGCCAUAUGUGUACAGUGGCUUGUUCAGCCAUAAAAAGCAUGAUACAUGAUAUAGGGAUAAACUUGACCACUUGGUAAGAUGUCAGACAAGGAAAACAACAACAACAACAACAAACGAAAAACCUUCAAAGCCUUUAGAAUAAGGAAAAUGGAAGAAGAGUGGUUACCAGGUCUGCAAUUGGGGGAAUGAGUUCAGUUGUUUGUGCUGAAAAAAAUCAUGGACAGUGGGAACACUGAAUGCCACAGAGGUCCCUGAAUAAAAUACUUGUAAGUGGUUA